AUGAGUCUUACUGCUAAAGAAGCACUGUUAACUUUACGAAGUCCAGAAGCUACAAUGCCAAUAACUUGCCUCAUCAUUUUUGUGUGUCUCUGGGGGCCGGGCCUCGGUGGUGCUCCUGAUGCAUCCCAUGCCGCCAACGUGUCGAUUCAAGUCACAGAGGGCAGCGGUGUGGGGAAACUAAAAGAGCCCGCUGUGGAUCAUGAGAAGUUUGAACUGACUAAACAAUCCAGCCAGGAUGCUAUUAUGCUGACCUUUCAAUUCAAAUUAACUGAAAACACUGAUGUCAAGUGGGAAACCAUCCUGUGGAAGUCGAAGCUUUACGUGCAGGUACCCUGUGUUAUUCUCCCCGAUGGCUCAAAGGAGGCGUAAGUUGUGUUCGUUUUGUUAGGUGAAU
Molecule: messenger RNA, 394 nt
Organism: Limulus polyphemus (Atlantic horseshoe crab)
Lineage: Eukaryota; Metazoa; Arthropoda; Merostomata; Xiphosura; Limulidae
Exons: 3
Coding region: 1-369 (122 amino acids)
Source: RefSeq, a predicted model, not a curated record